Messenger RNA from Prunus avium (sweet cherry), 1541 nucleotides. The record is from RefSeq and is a predicted model, not a curated record. NCBI's taxonomy places the organism in Eukaryota, Viridiplantae, Streptophyta, Magnoliopsida, Rosales, Rosaceae.
CACAUGAAUUUGGUUGCUUUUAUUCUCAGCCUCUGGUUCCUCUGUUGUCUCUGUUUCUCAUUGCUGCAGGUAACGUUUGUAAAAUGUCAGGCCUAAGAGCUCCAUCUAAUUAUGCUGAGGAACCACCUCGUCAUCCAAGUCUCAUUGUAAAUUCCCAGGAACCUUUCAACGCAGAACCACCACGUUCAGCCUUAAUCGCAUCCUAUGUGACGCCAGUAGAUUUGUUCUACAAGCGAAACCAUGGCCCAAUCCCUGUCCUUGAUGACAUUGAAAGAUAUCGAGUUUCUAUAUGCGGUUUGGUGGAAAAGCCCUUGGAACUAUCAAUGGCUGAUAUUAGGAAGCUACCAAAGCACAUUGUGACAGCCACUUUACAAUGUGCAGGUAAUAGAAGGACUGCAAUGAGCAAAGUAAAAGCAGUGAAAGGUGUUGGCUGGGAUGUUUCUGCCAUUGGAAAUGCCAUUUGGGGUGGGGCUAAACUUGCUGAUGUUCUUGAACUUGUGGGGAUCUCUAAGUUAACAUCAGUGUCCCCAUUAGGAGGAAAGCAUGUUGAGUUCGUAAGUGUUGACAGGUGCAAGGAGGAAAAAGGAGGACCGUACAAGGGAUCAAUUCCAUUAAUUCAGGCAACAAACUCAGAUGCUGAGGUUUUACUUGCAUAUGAGAUGAAUGGCGAGCCUCUAAACAGGGAUCACGGGUAUCCGCUGCGCGUAAUUGUUCCUGGUGUUAUAGGUGCUCGUUCUGUUAAAUGGCUGAGUUCCAUCAAUAUUAUUGAAAAUGAGUGUCAGGGAUUCUUUAUGCAAAGGGACUACAAAAUGUUUCCUCCUACUGUGAACUGGGAAAAUAUUGAUUGGUCAACCCGGAGGCCUCAAAUGGAUUUUCCUGUUCAGUCUGUUAUUUGUUCUUUGGAGGAAGAAAAUACAGUGAAGCCUGGAAAGAUAGUAGUUCAUGGAUAUGCAGCGUCUGGAGGUGGGCGGGGGAUCGAAAGAGUUGAUGUAUCUUUUGAUGGUGGCAAGACAUGGGUGGAAGCAAUCAGAUACCAAAAGAGUGGAAUUCCAUAUGUUGCAGAUGAUACAAGUAGUGACAAGUGGGCAUGGGUGCUGUUUAAGGCUGAGGCAGAUGUCUCUCACACUACUGAAAUUGUCGCUAAAGCAGUUGAUAUAUCUGCGAACGUCCAACCCGAAAAUGUGGAGGUCAUCUGGAACCUGAGAGGAAUUCUCAACACUUCCUGGCACAGGGUCCAUAUUCACGUCCAACACCCUGAUUUGUGAUUCCAUAUGCGCAUCACACAUUCUUUGAGGGUUGUUUGGUGUCAUCUAACCAAGCCAAGGCAACCACUUCCACUGUGUGUGCAAUUGAAGCACCAGGAAAGCCUACCACAAACAGGGGCAACUUAAAGUCCGCCUCGCUUCUUCGUUACUGUGUUUGUGCAUAGUGAUGCAAUAAUUCUGUGCAAGGAUAUGUAAGAUUCAGACUGAUGUAUCAAUCAGAGUGUUGUCUAGAAUAAGCAAUUCGAGUUUGUAUAGAAAAUUUUCAAUCUGCCACCA